Lactuca saligna is the source of this 711-nucleotide messenger RNA. NCBI's taxonomy places the organism in Eukaryota, Viridiplantae, Streptophyta, Magnoliopsida, Asterales, Asteraceae. The record is from the annotation of a GenBank genome assembly.
AUGUAUUACAUCUUUUCAGGAAUCAAUCUUGACUAUAAGACUGUGCUUUGGGCUCAAAUGGUCCAGAGUAACCUUUCGACUACACGACAUAACGGGAUUUCAUGUGCUCAUUUUUGGACUCUUGUGGUUCAAAGAGCUAUGGAUCGGUUCAACAUCCCAGUCAUGGAGGGUUCCAGUAUGGCCGCUAUUCAGAUUUUCCGCACCACCAACAUCAUCUUGGUUGAUAUUUCAAGAUUCACAUUCACCGGUUCCAUCCCUGAGACAAUGCUAUGUAAUGUUCCUGUAACAAGUGAAGUUGUCCAAACCUAUCGCAGUCUACCGGUCUCCGGUCUUCGACCAAUAAUAGAUGUUGUUUACAAGGCGGUGAUGAAGAGUUGCAAUGCUGAUGUGAACGCCUUACUCUCAGAUAUCAUUGAGACUUGUGAUUAUUUAAUCACGAUCACAGUUAAGAAGCAUCUGGCUGAAAAACUUAGGCCUGUGUUUGCGAUGCUCAAUAGAAUUGAGGGUAUUUUGAAGUCUGACACACUUCUGAAACAAGGGAGAGACACUGUGAAGCAAUCUACGAAAGAAACCACGAAACCAACUGAUACAACUGUAAAGCCAAAGUUAGAAAACGAACUGAAGGUUAAUGUAGCUUCGGGUUCGAAAGGUAAAGAGAAGCUUAUCAAUGAUAGUGAAGAAGAUGAGCCUGAUGAGCAUGAGAUGAAAUGA